Kwoniella botswanensis is the source of this 1569-nucleotide messenger RNA. RefSeq names its product glutathione synthetase. NCBI's taxonomy places the organism in Eukaryota, Fungi, Basidiomycota, Tremellomycetes, Tremellales, Cryptococcaceae. Gene Ontology annotation, cellular component: cytosol. The transcript has 4 exons. Bases 1 to 1569 code for a protein of 522 amino acids. Gene Ontology annotation, biological process: glutathione biosynthetic process. Gene Ontology annotation, molecular function: ATP binding; glutathione synthase activity; glutathione binding. The record is from RefSeq and is a predicted model, not a curated record.
AUGUCGGUCUUCAACACCCUUCCCGACUGGCCUCCAUCGCUUACCCCCGAACAACACUCACAUCUCAUCCUCCUAUCCUCCACCUACGCCCUAUCCCACGGAUUCACUCUACUUCCACCUUCAUCGAAUCAACCACCUACUUCAGCCAUAGCCGCUCCCCUAUCGCUAUUUCCCACCCCGUUUCCUAGGGAUUUAUACGCUCUGGCCGUAUCGUUACAACCGCUAUACAACGCUUUAUACGCUAGAAUAACGUUGGAUUGGGAUUUCUUAGAUAGAGUAAUGGGAGGUAGCGUGUCGAAAGUGGAUACUUUCCAAGGUGAAUUAUGGAGAGGAUGGAAAUCCAUCAGAAAUGAUUUGAUCCAACCUCUUCAAUUGGGUUUAUUCAGGUCAGAUUAUUUGUUGCAUGAUGGUGAGGAGCAUGGGAUAAGUAUAAAACAGGUAGAAUUCAACACGAUAGCUGCCAGUUUUGGGGCUCUAAGUCAGAGAGCUGGAGAAAUGCACAAGUACCUUUCAAAAGCUACCAACGGAUUUUUCUCCAUCUCUCCACAUCUUUCCGACCCAUCAAACUUUCCCACAAACGAACCUCUGAAAAACCUCGCAGCAGGUUUAGCGGAAGGAUGGAAAGCUUAUGGAAACAAGGACGCGGUGAUAUUGUUCGUUGUUCAGGAUGGAGAGAGGAAUGUGUUUGAUCAAAGAUGGUUGGAGUUUGAGUUACUCGAGAGCCAUAGUAUCCCUGUCAUCCGACAUACAUUCUCCGAAUUAUCUACUCUAGCCCAGAUCGAUCCCACCACCAACAUCCUACUCUUGCCUUCUCCCCUGCAGCCCUCCUUGCCCGCUAGGGAAGUAUCAGUGAUCUACUAUCGAUCAGCAUACACUCCUACGGAUUAUCCCUCUUCCGCAGAAUGGUCCACCCGACUUUUGCUAGAGAAAAGCAAAGCUAUAAAAUGCCCUUCUAUGGCAUUGCAGUUAUCCGGAGCAAAGAAGAUCCAACAGGUCUUGAGUGAACCUGGAGUUCUUGAAGAUUUCUUAUUAGGCGAUCAUAGACCUGAUGUUGGAUUUGGCAAGGGAGCGGGCAGUCUGACGCAAGAAGAUGUAGAUAGGUUGAGAUUGACUUGGAUAGGGUUGUACCCCAUGGAUAAUUCGGAAUUGGGAAAGAAAGCUUACGCACUGGCCACGAGCCAACCUGAGAAGUAUGUAUUGAAACCUCAACGUGAAGGUGGUGGAAAUAAUAUCUAUCGAGAGAAUAUCCCAGGUUAUUUGGAACAAUUAGCAGAAGAAGAUAAGAAUAGGAUAGAGGGCGAACCUGAAAAAAAAGAAGGUUAUAUAUUAAUGGAAUUGAUUGAACCUCCCAAAGGACUCAAGAACCUCUUGGUAAAAGGUGGUGAGAAUAAAUCGAGAUUGGCGGAUAUAGUCAGCGAAUUAGGUGUAUAUGGAGUUUCAUUGUUUGGUGGGAAGGAAGUGGUGAAUCAGACUGCUGGGACGUUGUUGAGGACAAAGGGUAGAGAGAGUGAUGAAGGUGGUGUAGCGAUUGGUAUAAGUUCAAUUGAUUCUCCUUUACUUGUAGAUUAG